CCAAUUUCCGUACGAGAUCCAAAUUUCCGUACGGGAUCCAGUUUCCGUACGAGAUACUGUCAAAGCCUCAAAGCCUACGCCCUCUGCUACUGCUACUGCUACAAGCUAAGGUGUUCAGUGUUCCGUGGCAAUGGCGCCCACGACUACAUCAGCAUUGAACCUGCGGAGCGACUCCGCGCCGUCAAAGUCAGGAGGAGCAGGAGCAGCGCUUGUGCGCGUUCAAUCGUUCGGCAAGACGAGACCAUUGUCCGCACGGGGGAGUGCAGACUCGCAGUAUGACAACCCCUUUUUCAUCCCAACAGACGCAAGCGACGACGUCCGAAGGAGAUGGAGGAGGUACACAUUGACUAUGAAUGCGGCAAGGCGCUUUCGCUACGUCAAGGAGUUGGAUCCAGAAAAAAAGGCAUCAUUGAAAGAGGAGGAGGAGGAGGAGGAGGGGGAGGAGGAAGAGGAGGAGGAGGAGGAGGAAGAUGAGGAGGAGGAGGAGGAAGAGGAGGAGGAGAAGGAGGAGAAGGAGGAGGAGGAGGAGGAAGAGGAGGAAGAGGAGGAGAAACCAGAUAUGGGAAAAGGGAGGACCUACUGGCCCCUGAUUUUCGUUCUUAAGCCACCCCGGGCCAGACCCCACUAGCAAAGCCGAUUGGAGUAGAUGUGCUUUAUGCAGAGAGCUGAAAAGCAGAUGAAUAGCUAUUUUUCUGCCCCUUUCUGCACAAACGCGUCCAAAUUCAGGCGUUCAAUCAACUUGAAUACAAUCCUUUCUGCUACCCCCUUCUUCCCUCGAAUACAACGUACGGUCAGCGUACGGUCAUUAUAGCUGUAUUGGGGCUACCUUUCCGUCUAAAUAGAGCUAUAAUGACCGUACGUUGUAUUCGGGGGAAGAAGGGUGGUGGGAAGUUGGGAACGAGUCCCCGGCGGCGCUUGACAAACUGGACACACAACUCUUACAAUGUUACAGUAUGGGACUUUUUUUUUUUUUUUUUUCGGACUUUAACAAAUCUAAGGACACCUA
This is a messenger RNA of Chara braunii, 1006 nucleotides long. NCBI's taxonomy places the organism in Eukaryota, Viridiplantae, Streptophyta, Charophyceae, Charales, Characeae. The record is from the annotation of a GenBank genome assembly.